Messenger RNA from Leopardus geoffroyi (Geoffroy's cat), 1569 nucleotides. It is a transcript of the gene ERG28, whose product is annotated as ergosterol biosynthesis 28 homolog. The transcript has 5 exons. The coding region runs from base 154 to 624 and encodes 156 amino acids. Gene Ontology annotation, cellular component: endoplasmic reticulum; membrane. The record is from RefSeq and is a predicted model, not a curated record. Gene Ontology annotation, molecular function: protein-macromolecule adaptor activity. Lineage: Eukaryota; Metazoa; Chordata; Mammalia; Carnivora; Felidae.
GGGCUGUGGGCGGGGGCGAAGACAAAUGGCUCAGGUGGACUCCUCGCUGGAGCUGUUUUGGAUCUUUGCUGCUGCUGCUCUUCCUGCUGCCGCCGCUGCUCAGCUGGGGGUCCGGUCACCAGGCAAAGAGCCCUCUCGGGUUGGCCAGAAGUCAUGAGCCGUUUCUUGAACGUGUUACGAAGCUGGCUGGUGAUGGUGUCCAUCAUAGCCAUGGGAAACGCGCUGCAGAGCUUCCGAGACCACACCUUUCUCUACGAAAAGCUCUACACCGGCAAGCCAGACCUCGUGAAUGGCCUCCAAGCUCGGACCUUUGGGAUCUGGACCCUACUCUCAUCAGUGAUUCGCUGCCUCUGUGCCAUCGACAUCCACAACAAGACGCUGUACCACAUCACACUCUGGACCUUCCUCCUCGCCCUGGGCCACUUCCUCUCCGAGCUGUUUGUCUUUGGGACCGCAGCUCCCACGAUUGGCGUCCUGGCACCCCUGAUGGUGGCAAGCUGGCUUCCUUUAUGGUGCCAAAAGCGGUUGCAGCAAUACCAGGCCUCACAUGCCAACACGACGUCUAGAAAAAUAGCUCAGGGAUACAGACUAUCCCUCCCUCACCAACUACUGUUAAGGAGGUAGUAAAAGCAAUGAUUUUGCAGAGUUUGCAUGUUAGUGUAGAUCCACAUGGAACCCACCUAAGAAAGUGAAUUGAAAACAUGCAUGAGUUGGAUGCGGAUCCUCUGAGCAUACGUCAUAGAAAUGUGAUUCCAGACGAGCAAAGACAAGAUCUCAAAGGAUCCAAAGAGACGAUUUAGAGUAGUUGGAAGAUACUUUGAAUAUUCUAUUUCUUUAACCGCCAGUCUUGGCUCCCUUCCGAGAUGAUUUAAAGUAGAAUCCGUAAUGUCUCUCCAGCUAAGAACUGCUAACAGAUAAUGGUCCCAGAAUGCCACAGACACAGUGCAAUUUCCAGGAAAGAAAUGCACAGAAAGCCAAUAACAGCAUGUCCAGAUCACAGUACGGGGUGAACGCACCUGGGAGGGGAGAAGUGGCAGUUGGCCGGACAGAUCAGAAGAAAAGUGGCAGCACCACGGCAGAUGCCGAAAGCGUGGACUCUGGCCAGGGCAGGAGGGUACAGUCCUAGAACAAAUACUUCGGCCACGCUUUGAGGCAGAGCCAGAAACCACAGUGGGCUCUGUAUCAGCGGUUACCCCGAGUGGACCGUCUGCAAAUACACACAGCACAGAAGGCGGUCAGGGUCACGUGCUGGGCGCCGAGUUGCCAGGCACCACGUAGGCCAACGUUCACUUUUACUGCCUUGUCUUUAAAAAGUAACCCACUGGGAUGGUAACAUCUGCGUAAACAGAGGACCCACCUCCGCAGAAGGCCACAGGAGCUGCUCCUCUCGCCCCAGCCCCUCCCGCACCGGAAAUGGGCAAGACUCUCAUUCUUGUGCCAAAAGGCACCUCCGCCCCCACCUGAUGACAAGGCAGACCACUCGGAGAAUCUUUUAUUGCCUUAAAACAUCUGGCAUUACAAACAGAAAAUACAAAUUAUGUUCUUAAAGGAACGAAUGGCUCUGGUAAA